Messenger RNA from Olea europaea var. sylvestris, 793 nucleotides. Its product is annotated as protein trichome birefringence-like 16. The transcript is spliced from 5 exons. Lineage: Eukaryota; Viridiplantae; Streptophyta; Magnoliopsida; Lamiales; Oleaceae. The record is from RefSeq and is a predicted model, not a curated record. Bases 98 to 793 code for a protein of 231 amino acids.
UUCUAUCAUCCACAUCAAAGAUAUGGUAAUUUGAUGGAAAUACCACGAAUAUGACAUUCAAAUGAUUUUGAGUUCGGUGUAAUUUGCGGUAUCAAGGAUGAAAGGAGCCUUCUAUGGGCUGAAGCUUACACAGGUCUCUCUCAUCCUCAUCAGUUUUGUUUGUGCAACGGUGCUUAUACUGGCAUGGACGAAAACUACAUUCCUCACUUCUUUAAUCCCAUCUCAGAGUAGUAUUAUGCGGUUGAACCCAGAAAUCCCUCCUGAUCUUAUGGAUGGAGCAGUUCCAGAAAAGGUUUUAGAAGGAAAAAACAGUUCAAAAGAAGCGGAAAGGGACAAAGUCGCAGCAGUAGGUUUGUCAAGCAAUGAGUCUACUAUUAAGGGAGAACACAGUAAAGUUUUGGUGACAGGUGAUGGCGCUGAAAUCCCUCCGGAUAUUACAAGUGAAAUUUCAGAAAAAGCUUUUGGAGGAAAAAAAAUUUCAAACGAAUCUGACAGGGACAAAGAAGAACCAGUAAUAUUGUCAAGAACAGAGUCUACUAUUAAGGAAGAACCCGGUAGAAAUUUGGCAACGCCCAACAAAAAGAAAGAAAUUCCUCCAAGUAUGAUAGGAUCCGAAUCAGACAAGUUGUCAGAAGCAAAAAAUAAUUCAAAACCAGCAGAAAAGGGUGUAGUUGCAACGAGAAGUUCAGAGCAAAGUAAAAGUUCGUCAACUUGGACUGAAGAGAAAGGGUGUAAUUAUGCCAAAGGUAAAUGGGUCAUAGAUGAUAGUCGACCCCUAUAUUCUAAAAAAUAA